Molecule: messenger RNA, 1500 nt
Organism: Suillus discolor
Lineage: Eukaryota; Fungi; Basidiomycota; Agaricomycetes; Boletales; Suillaceae
Exons: 1
Coding region: 124-1500 (458 amino acids)
Source: RefSeq, a predicted model, not a curated record
CUCGUAUCUGUCACAUAUUUUUUAACCUUCAACAAGCUUAACUCUCUCAUCUUGCCCUUCACUCGGAACACUGGUCUGAUCCACCAGUCGUUCUACGUCUAGGCAACAUCUAUCCAUAACAACAUGGCUAUUACAACUACCACUACCGAAUCUCGUAUCCCUCGGUACCAGCUGCGCGAUACACGUGCCCGCAAAGCUACUACUGAGAAGACCAUCAAGACAACUAUCAAAGAGGCUGGACCUCUUCGUACCAACAGUGAGUCUGCCCUCUCUUUGCUUGUCUCGUCCCCGGGAGAACCACAGCCUCGUGCCGUGUCUCCUGCGUACUCCACCGGACAGCACGCGCGCUCAUACAGCGACGUGCUAAUGGCGCGUAUUCCCCCGAUGCCAGGUGCACUCGGGGAGACACCCGCUCGUCCACAAAGUGAGAUGGCGGAGACCGAAGGGCUUAGCCUGGGUGGAAAAACCCCAGUAGACAAUCCUACCUCUGUUAGUAGAGAUAGUAAGGAAACAGAGAAGAACACUCACUUUGAGACUCCAGCAAAUGAAAGGAGCUGGUCCGCUGUAAGACCUGAGGAUUCUGGCGACGGCCAGAGUGGGAACUGGACCACCAUUGAACGAAAGCGCUCUGCAGGCGCCAAGGGUGCGACCCAAAAUAAGGGUGAGCAUCAGAACCUAACCCGGGAACAAGAAAACCUGGUGAGAAAGGCCGAAAAUAAGUUAACCCCGGCUGAAAGAGAGAGAAUUCAGACUAGAUGGAACUUACCUAGUCGCCCUGCCUCCGAUGGCAGUGAGUCAGAGGAAUCCCCAGGUGAGGGACCCUCCAGAAGCAAAGGGAAGGCUCCAGAUCCUCGCAACUGGGGAGACGCGGACAUCGAGGAGGACGACCUGGACUUAGAAGCCCAGAGAGCUGCCCUGGACGCAUAUCGAGCCGCUAGAGACAAGGAAACCCACCACCGGGAGCAGCGCGAGAUCCCGGAUGAUGCCAUGGUCUCUAGGGCAGAGGCCGAGACGGCAGUCAGAGCUGCAGAAGAAAGAGUUCAGAAACGUUAUGAGGCGCGCCUCCAAGAAUUAAGGAACGAAAGAACUCACUACCUGCGAGCAACCGAGAGUGACAAAGAGACGUUGGACGUCUCGCUGAAAAAGAAAAGAGGUAAAAUAAGAACCUCUGGUCGAAACAGAGAUCCAGUGGGAGCUCUAGUCGACCAGGCGCUAGAUAGAUCAUCGGACCCAAGGGAAAGGCGAUCAACGCCGAAGGCGAUGGAUCCGGUCAGGCAGGUGGCGCCGAAAAGCUACAUCAGCCAAGCCUUAGGACGUCUGGAUAAGUCAUCCAGACGAAACAAAGACAAAAAGGGAAAACAUACCAAGAAAGGUCGGAGGAACCCAGAUGAUGAGGACUCAAGCGACUUCAGCCCCAGUUCUUCAGACGAGUCCUCCAGCACGUCGUCGACGUCUAGCUCGAGCUCCUCAAGCUCGAGUGGAGGAAGCACCUCCCGAUGA